AUGUCCCAACUCCCGGAACCAACUCACUUCCGCAUCCGCUUCCUGCCAGCUGUUAUAUGCCUGAAUUCUCUCUUUGAUUCUUCCAGAGAGUAUGGUUGGGAUGCAUCUAUCCUGAUGGAGCCAGACUGCAAACGGCGGAAGACGAAGGAACCGAAAGAUGCCUGCUCUUGGCAAGUGGUACCAGUUCUUUCCGAGAGGGAAUUGCAGAGUGUCACGUUAAUGCCAGUCUACGCUGCUGCUGUCCUGGACAAGAAGGAGGCAUCACGCUUGGUGAAGGAGGUCUCUGCCAUCUACCCGCUGGGUGACUACUCGCACUUGAAGCGUGUCCGAGCUUGCGGUUCCGCAAAUAGUUUGCACUCGCUGGAGAUGAUCCUGUGUCUGGCGGACGGCAAAGGCAAGGCUUUGAGGACAGUUUCUGAACUCUUCCCCAAUAGCCAGCUGGACCUGUCUGGCUUGGGGGAACCUUUCUUGACCCAGGUGCCGCUCAACCCGCCCUUGACUCGACUCCAGUACGAGGAAGCUGCCUCCCACUGGCCGGUCACCUUCCACGAAAACAAGCGCAUCAGCCAGGCCUUGAGUGGGUGUCUGUUCACUGCGUCGGAGAAGGCCUCCAUGCAAUGCCACAUGGAGCUGGCCAUCCAAGCGGCGCAGAGGGGGGCGAGGCAAGGAAUGAGGCCGGUAGGGGCUGUGGUGGUCGACCCAGCCACUGAGAGAAUCCUGGCAGUGGGACAUGACUGCAGGGAUGGCGUCAACCCUCUGCUCCACGCCGCCAUGGUCUGCAUCGACCUGGUGGCCUGCGGCCAAGGAGGAGGAGCGUACCGCUACCAAGAUUAUCCCGGCUGCACCUUCCUCCCAUUGGCCGAUAGCUUGGACCAAUCCUCCUCUUGCACCGAUGGGCUACCGUACAUCUGCACUGGCUAUGACAUGUACUUAACACGGGAGCCUUGCGCCAUGUGCGCCAUGGCGCUGGUGCACUCACGCAUCGAGAGGGUCUUCUAUGGGGCCCCAUCCCCACAUGGAGCCUUGGCGACCAAGUACCACAUCCACAGCCGCAAAGACCUUAACCACCGCUAUGAGGUUUACCGGGGCAUUUUGGAGGACCAGUGCCGUAACUUGGCACAGAUUUCCAUUCUUGAGUAA
Molecule: messenger RNA, 1140 nt
Organism: Euleptes europaea (tarantolino)
Lineage: Eukaryota; Metazoa; Chordata; Lepidosauria; Squamata; Sphaerodactylidae
Gene: ADAT3
Product: adenosine deaminase tRNA specific 3
Exons: 2
Coding region: 1-1140 (379 amino acids)
Cellular component (GO): cytoplasm; nucleus
Molecular function (GO): tRNA-specific adenosine-34 deaminase activity
Source: RefSeq, a predicted model, not a curated record